Molecule: messenger RNA, 2127 nt
Organism: Trypanosoma grayi
Lineage: Eukaryota; Euglenozoa; Kinetoplastea; Trypanosomatida; Trypanosomatidae
Exons: 1
Coding region: 1-2127 (708 amino acids)
Source: RefSeq, a predicted model, not a curated record
AUGGAAGAUGAUGUUGUGCAGAGCCGGUGCGUUGCGAUUAUUCAGCAGCUCCUUUGCAGUGGUGAAAAGCGUCUCCAUCAGAAGCCGCCGCCGCCGCCGCAUCAGGAACAACAGCAGCAGCAAGGUCUAAUUGGCACGGUGUCCAAGGUGCUGCGGCAGCGUGCAAUGCUCCUGUACCGUCUUUGCCGUGCCAAAGGGGAGAAGCUCGCGGUGGACCAAACCGAAGAUGCGGCGUACUGCGUGCUCGCUGCCGUCUCAUCGUGCCAACCAUCACUCUGGGCAGUGGUGACGAACUGGAGCCGUGCACUGCGGCCACGAUCGCCGGAAUUGCGCUUCGGCGCCCCUCUACCCAUGACGGUGCGCCUAAAGGACGUGGAGCAAUUCAUCGCCCGAACGGCCUACCUUCAACCGGCGUCGAACGCGGAGGAUGCAAUGGUGUCUCCAGCGAAGGGUGGUGUCGUUGAUGGUGGCGGUGGCAACCGCAACACCAGUCGGAUUUCAACAGGAUCAAUAACGGCACACCGCGGUGCGAGGAAACAUCCACGUGAGGAGGAGAACUCGAAUGAGGCCAAACUAGAUCCGGAUCUAGCGAGACAGUUGGCAUGGUCGUACUUUCAGCUGAAUACACCCAACACAAAGAAACUCUACGCGGUCGUUGCCGCGUAUGAGAAGGAAGUUGGUGGGGGCAAACUAAUCGAACAGAUGGAAGAAUCCACAACAUUUCGGACAGCAGUGCCGUCUGGUCGUCGGCAUACCAGGAACAGCGGACUCGCUGGUGACGAAAGCAGCAGCGCUGCCUUGCCCGCGACAGAGGACGGCGAAAACCAUGACGAUGAGGACGACGGCAUGGAUGAUGGGCUCCUUGCAAUUCCAACCGCGUCAUCAUCGUCAUCUGGCACAGUAGUGCCGCUGCAAUACUUUGCAUUUUCCAUGAAUUUAACUGCCUUUGCGGACAGUGUUGAGAGUGCGUGUGUCGCAGUGUUCUACGACCGACUCCAGCAGUGCCUGCGAAGCCCGCUGCUGUACUCUCCGCUGGCAUGUAUGGAGGAGGCGAACGCCACAGCCGAUGGUGCCGCACUGCUGUAUGCGUCUGCAGGCCGGCCUGAUGCGGCGUACCUUCUUGCCUGCCACAAUGCGCUUGGUAGCCGUACUGCAUCGUUGCGCUCACCCGCUCACUUCCUGCAUCCCGCGCGGGCACGAUUGCAGUCACUUCUGCCGGGACCCCUUCAGUUGGUCACGUCACAGCUGCUGUGGACACGGCUGUUGGUAGUGGGCCUCUGGCUGCAGACAAUCGCCCAGGGGGGGCAUGGGGCGCUUGCAGACAAGGCCCUGCUUUCGUUCUGUACCAGUGUUGUGAAGGCCGCACAGCGAGACGCAUGCUGCACCGUCUGUGACGAGUUGGUGCGGGAAAGACCCACACUGCGUCUCUCGGCUCUGGCGCGCGGAGAAGACAUGACGGACGAUGGCGCGGCGAUGCGUUUGUGGGACGAUAUGAAGCGGAUAUCUCUUGAUACAUCUCCAACUGACGGCGUCUCGUUCUGCGACGAUCUCCUGCGGUGCAUCUCGAGGCGGCUGGACCGGAAGGCGCGUGAGCUGGCGGAGGCAGAGACUACAGGCCAUGCCAGCAACACGACAGCGUUGGCUAACGCGACAACCCCAGGGAAUAAAAAUGGUCGUGCAUCCACUUCGGCACCUCUGACCUCUUCGCCCACACUGCGGGAGCUGCUCACAGAGGUGCGUUGUGACUACCCACUUGACGCGUGCCGCGCGGCACUGAUUGGCGGCGCGGAAGGCGAGGCUGCAAUGCUUUCUCUGCUCAGGGAUGAACACAGAGAGGGAGAGAGCGGACGAGGGGGAAAACAUCAAACGGCGAUAUCUGUAAAGGAGUCAAGGGAGGUGACGGAGCUGCUAGAUGAUGUUCCAUGCAUUCCUCGCCUCCGUGAGGCGGAUGCGGUGCUGGAGUGUGCGGGGUGUCUGCUACUGUUCCACCAGGACUGCGUCUGCCCUGUGCAGCGCGACCCCGCUGAGGGCAUCUUCCUCUGCCAUGCCUGUCGCCUUGCACGGGGCCCACUGCUGCUGCCACCGUUGCGCUGCAGCACUGUGCCCGGUGAGCUGGAAUCUCUCUGA